AAAAGCUUGUUCCUCAGUUCGAAUUAACGCGUAAAGAAGGAAGGUUGUGAAAGGCGGAAACCUCUCGUGUUUUCAUCAGCAACUCGUCAAAGAUGACGUUUAAAUCUUUGAUGAAUUUCGGAGGCUACAAGGAUUCUUAUUAUUCCAACAUUGAGAGAUACCACAGUGGUCCCGGUGGCUAUCACCACAGCGGAUCUGGAGGAUACCAUCACGGUUCGCGAGGUAGCAGCAAGGGCAAAGGAGGUGACAAGGGAGCCGCACUUAGUGCUCUAACGCUGCUUGCUUUCCUCUUCCUGUUGAACGUCAUGCAGCAAUCGAUGCAGGACAACAUGCCAACGACGCCGACACCGACAACCGGGUUUGUCAUACGCGACGCUGAUCAACCAGUGGUGGUGGACGCGAAGGAAGAAAAGGAGAACGCCAAGAGGGACGAGGCGAAGCGCGUUAGUUACGGGACACCAGCAAAAUCCAAGAUCCAAAGGCUUAACAGUCAAUAUAUUAAAUGA
Molecule: messenger RNA, 506 nt
Organism: Frieseomelitta varia
Lineage: Eukaryota; Metazoa; Arthropoda; Insecta; Hymenoptera; Apidae
Exons: 4
Coding region: 93-506 (137 amino acids)
Source: RefSeq, a predicted model, not a curated record